Messenger RNA from Meloidogyne enterolobii, 732 nucleotides. NCBI's taxonomy places the organism in Eukaryota, Metazoa, Nematoda, Chromadorea, Rhabditida, Meloidogynidae. The record is from the annotation of a GenBank genome assembly.
AUGGAUAGUGCGUCAAAACAUAUAGCUGAUGUGUUUACAGAUCUUCAUAAAAUUGGAGAAGGGACCUAUGGAACGGUUUACAAAGUUAGGACAAAACAAGAUGGAGAAUUAAAAGCUUUGAAGCAGAUUAGAUUAAAUCAAGGUUGUGAAGGUGUGCCAAGUACUUGUAUUCGUGAAGUUUGUUUGUUAAAGGAAUUGACACAUCCAAAUAUUGUUCAUUUGGAAGAUGUUAUGAUUCACAAAGGAAGAAAGCUUUAUUUAAUUUUUGAAUUUAUUGAUCAAGACCUUAAAAUGUUAUUAGAACGUUUGUCUCCGCGUCCAUUGCCCGUUCCUAAUGUUAAGAGUUUUAUUUGGCAAAUGCUUCAAGCUUUGGCUUAUUGUCAUACACACAGAGUUGUCCACAGAGAUUUAAAACCUCAGAAUUUGCUUGUGAAGAAUGAUGGGACUAUUAAAUUAGCUGAUUUUGGAUUAGCUCGAGCCUUUUCGUUGCCAAGUCGUUGUUACACCCACGAAGUUGUAACGCUUUGGUAUAGAGCGCCAGAAGUACUUUUGGGUGCUCUCUAUUAUUCUACAGCUGUUGAUAUUUGGAGUUUGGCUUGUAUUUUUGCGGAAUGUUUACGUAAUGAGCCUCUAUUUAAAGGAGAUUCUGAGAUUGACCAACUUUUUAGAAUUUUUCAAAUUCUUGGAACGCCUAAUUCUAAGGUUUUUUUUUUAAAUAAAAAUUCUUUUUAG